ACAAAUCUAUAGAAGUUAAAUCUUCAAAUGAACUUACAAUGGAAUUAAUCCGUGCAAAGUUUUCUGACUUGAUUUCAAGAAUCAGCAAAACAAUUUCUCACCGGAUUGCUGAUGAACUCUUUGCAAAUCAUUUUUUUACGAUGGAUGAGCUGAAUGAGGUGAAUUCUGAGCAGGUAAGCCAUAAGGCCGCAAGGAGACUGAUCACUGGGAUUAUGUGUAAGGGAGAAGAAUCCUGCCAGCAUUUUCUCAUGUUUCUUGAAAAGCAAGAUGAAUGUUUAUAUCGGGAUAUGUUUGGAAAAACUCCUAUGGGAAGUGUAACAGAAGAGGAUUUAGAAUAUUUAGAAAAUCAUCUAAAAUAUUUUUAUCAGCACCCAUCCUUUCAAACAUUUCACCCACUGGGUAAAGAUACGGGCAUCGACAUACUUUUUAAUUUGGAAACAACAUUUACGGAUCCUUUACUAUGGAAGAAAGACACACUAAAUCAGAGGAAAAUGCAAAUGACAUUGGAGGACGUAUUAAACAAACUCCAAAGCCCAUGUAUUAUUGAGGGAGAAGCUGGUAAGGGUAAAACCACAAUAUUGAGGAGAAUUGCUGUUCUCUGGUCAUCUGGAAUUUGCCAAGCUUUACAGGAGUAUAAACUUGUCUUCUUUAUCACUUUGCGUAAUACAAGUGAAGAGCUUUAUGAAACUCUGUGUGAUCAACUUUUUCCUGUUACAUAUGAUUGGAAGAAAGAGGCGUUCAUGCACAAAAUAUGGAAGCUUGGGCAAAAGGUGUUGUUUUUACUGGAUGGUUACGACGAAUUUAAUUCUGCAAGCUGCCCAGAAAUAGACGACCUCAUUAAGCAAAACUAUAAAUAUGGCAGUACCGUUAUUCUUACGACAAGAACUGAAUCACUUGGAGAAGUGCGAUAUUGUGGGUCUCAAAUUGUUGAAACAAGUGAUUUCACAGUUGAAAGUGCCAAAACCCUGAUUACAAAUGUCUUACGGGAAGAGGAAGCUGCAGGCUUAUUGCUUCAAUUGGAUGAAACUGAUUUCAUGAAAAACCUCAUCAAGACACCCUUGUUUUUAGUGAUAGCCUGUGUCCUUAGGAUGGGUGAAAGUGAUUUUCAAAUGAACACUGAAACAGCUCUCUUUUGUACUUUAUAUGAUCUGAUGAUUGAAAGAGGCCAAAACCAAUUCAAAAAUAUACAGGCAAAUAUCAUAGAAGAGAACAUCCGUUUUUGUGGAGACUUAGCUCUAAAAGGGCUUUUUGAACACAAGUAUGAAUUCCGAAGAGAGCACUUGACCAAUAUCAAAGAGGAUAUCUUGCUUAAGAUAGGGCUGUUAAAUAAGUAUGGGGCUCAACAAAAAAAUCCUGGCUACAGAUUUUUUCAUACAUCAUUUCAAGAGUACAUAGCUGGAAGAAGACUCUCUCAACUUUUGUCAUCUGAGGAAAGUUCUGAUAUGAGGACAGCAGAAUGCUAUAUUAACAAGAUACAAACCGUUUACGAUGUUACCGGUAAAUAUAAAAAUAUGCUGCUAUACACAUGUGGAUCAUCCCAAACUGCGACUCGCAAAGUUCUCCAUCAUAUUAGAAGUAUGUACAAAGAAGAAAUGAAUGAUUACAGUUGUGAAUUUGUAGAGUUUGGCAUUAACCUUUUUUAUGAGAGUGCCACUAAAACGGAACUGAGUCAUGAUUUUAAAUCCUUAUUUACUGGCAAAAUAUUGCACAUCAGUAUGUAUAAUAUAGCUUCUCAUCAUUUUGAUUUUUUUGAGUAUUUACCAAGCUGUCUAAGUGCUCUGAAUUUGGUCAAAUUAGACUUAUUUGGCACACAAAGUAAUAAGCUAACUGAAGGUGAAGACGAGGACAAAAGCCCUGCAAACGUACAGUUAUCUAAGUCCAAGACUUAUAUUUCUGAAAAGGUUGUCAAGUUGUUUUUUGAUUGGACUCAAGCUCUGCAGACGCUAGAGGUCACACUAAAGAACUUUGAUCAGUUGAACAAAUAUGACAUAAAAUGCCUUGGAAAGAUAUGCUGCUGUGCUGAGCGUCUCAGGCUCAAUAUUAGCUGCAGUAAAGGAAUCACGGGGACUCUGACAAGUGUGGUAGAGAAUUGCAAACGAAUGCAGGACCUGAUUAUUGAAAAUACCCCUCUUAGCGCUGAAGAUGAGAGGCGAAUUGUAGAUAUGACAAAUAUGAAAAUAUUAAGCCUCUCCAAUACCGAAAUUCAACAACAACCAGGAUGUCUGUUAGAUGGGUUGUGCAACCUUGUAGAAAUUGAAAAAUUUGUUUUGCACAAAAUAAGCAUGAACGAAAACGACGUGGAACUCUUGGCAAAAGGCAUUUGCUGCUUACACGAGUUAAAGAUCCUGAAAUUGUGUGAUCUACGCAAUGUUGGGAAAGGCAUGGAACAUGUUGUAGAAUCAGUAUCACACAACUGUCACCAAAUAAAAGAGCUUUCCUUAGUUAAUUGCUACUUGACCACAGAAGCACUGAGCUCUCUUUCAGUCAAUCUGGAAAAACUUACUAACCUUCAGAUACUCGAUUUGUCUGAUAACUAUUUGGAAGAUGGUGGGAAACAGUCAGUGAAAGAAUUGGGUCAUGCCUUGAGUCAUUUGCCAGAACUUUCAGCCCUUUCGCUACCUGGCGGCACUGAUGUCAAAUGCUGCUUGGAUGACUUGAUGUGUCAACUUAAGAAAAUUCCCAAAUUAUCAAAACUUGCAUUCAGAAGAUGGAACAUGGCAGAUGAGGACAUGAUAAAGUUAGGUACUUACUUUAAGGAGGAAUUCAUAAAGCUUGCAUUUCUGGACCUAUCAUAUAACCACGCUGGAGUAGCUGGCUGGAUUUCUUUCAUUAACGCUCUUCAAAACCUAAAGAGCCUGAAACAUUUUAAUCUUAGUACAGAGACAAUCUUUAUUCCAAUUGGUGAUGUUGUCCAGACUUUGUGCCGUGUAGUGGAGCAGCUUCCAUUCUUAUCUUCGUUGGAGCUGAAUAACUGGGAACUGGAUAAUAUGGACCUGGGUAAAAUGAAAAAUGUAAAAUUAAACUGCACAACAGGAGAAAGUUAUGAGCACUUUUUUCAAGUUCAGAAAACUUAA
Pseudophryne corroboree (corroboree frog) is the source of this 3074-nucleotide messenger RNA. RefSeq names its product NLR family CARD domain containing 4 (gene NLRC4). The coding region runs from base 39 to 3074 and encodes 1011 amino acids. NCBI's taxonomy places the organism in Eukaryota, Metazoa, Chordata, Amphibia, Anura, Myobatrachidae. Gene Ontology annotation, biological process: defense response to bacterium; detection of bacterium; regulation of apoptotic process. The transcript is spliced from 8 exons. The record is from RefSeq and is a predicted model, not a curated record.